CUUAUGACGUGACAAAGAGCAGCCAUCAUGAUUCAUUCAGCCCGGCUACUGCCAUUCCAGUGUUAUCACUGUGCCACACAAUUUGGGGUAUACCCGUGAACAGAAGCUCCGGAUUGUACCACAUUCUUGCUUGAUGCUCUGGUGUUCGAAAGAGGUAUCUGGGGUGUGGCACUAAUGGAUCUUAUCAUUGAAGAUGAAGGACCGGUCAUUGGCCAUGGUCCGUGGAGUUUCCUGACGUCCCGGCCGUGACGCAAUAUGGACCGAGAAUAUAAGACCCGCUCUGGAGCCAUCGCCAACUCCGUAGUUGUGCAGUCCAGUGGUCGCCCUUGUUCCUUCCGUCCUUUUCGGGGCUUUCGUAUCAUCUACUUUUAAACGCCUACCUCAGAACAUCGCUAUUCCUUUGAUUCGUACUUCUACCUGGUUAUCGAUCUCUAUGACUAACGGGAUGCAAUCACACAAAAAAGAGGUUGAUGAAGUGCAGACAGAUCCGGAAGAGUUUAAUUCUCAGUCCUCUGAGACUGAUGAUGAGUCUUCGCCCCCCACUCGCGAAACUUCGCGACGCAAAGAGAGACCUCCGAACAGACGACCGCCCGCCUCGAGACAGGCCACUGCACGAACCGGGAGCUUCAGAGAUGAUGUUUCCCGGUCCAAAACACAGGGGAGUCAGCCCCCGGGCGGUUUUUCGCUAGCAGGAUCCACUGCCUUCUGGGGUGCACCGCCUCAGUAUGGGCCAUACGUGCAUCCGGAGUAUCACUCGUACAACCCUCAGUACGGCAACUCGGAGCCUGGGAAACCAGUCUGGAGUCUUGCCCAGCCGCUGCCUCAUGUAGUCCGCGAUGGAAUGCGCUAUGGAGCCCUACCGGAGGAUCGAAAGGAGGAAGAGCGGGAGGAAGGCCGAGCGCACCCUCCCCCCGCAGCAGAGGAGCCUCCGACCGGAAUCCCGCAGACGGAGGAGUCCCAGCAACAUGGCGAGGCUCCGCCGGAUGAUAGCUUCUUCAACAUAUGGGGCAAAUUUCGAUCCUGGGCGAAAGAGCCCUUCGCGGAGUGGCUAGGAACAACUGUGGCCAUCACUCUAGGUCUCUGUGCCGGUCUGGCACACUACACUUCCGAGGGACAAGCUGGAACUUACACAUCGCAAUGCGCUGCUUGGGGCUUCGCUUUCAUGAUCGGUAUCUACAUGGCUGGUGGUGUCUCCGGUGCUCACCUCAACCCCGCCAUUACCAUCUCGCUGUCCGUGUGGCGAGGCUUUCCGGCGAGAAAGUGCUCGCUCUACGUCCUUGCGCAGGUGCUUGGGGCCAUCACGGCCGGCGGCCUUGCUUACGCCAUCUAUCACGAUGCGAUCGUCGAGCUGUCCGUCAAGUCGCAAGUUCCGCAGGCGCAAACCACCGCCGCCGACGCCCUCCUGACCGGUCCCAAGUCGUUCGUGGCUCCCGCGACCGCAUUUUUCAACGAGUUCCUCGGAAGCGCCAUUCUAGUCGGCAUCAUCUUGGCGUUGGGAGAUGACGCCAAUGCGCCGCCCGGUGCAGGUAUGCAGGCGUUCAUUAUCGGCAUCGUGAUCACGGUCUUGCUGUUGGCAUUGGGCUACAACACGGGCGGUUGCUUUAACGCGCCCCGCGACUUCGGACCCCGCUUGGCUGUCCUCAUGGCUGGCUGGGGCGGACAAGUUUUCACGGAAAACAGCGUCUGGUGGGUGUGGGGCCCCUGGGUGGCCGAUAUCUUCGGCGGGCUCUUCGGGGCGAUGGUUUACGAUCUGGCCAUCUUCACCGGCGGCGAAAGCCCCAUCAAUUACCCGCCCCGCCGUCGGAAGCGUGCGCUGCUCAUCAAGGAGAAGAACCUGCGCGACAAGCUGCACAUUGGCCGACACAAGAUCAAGGAUAUCGAGAAGGCGGUCGAGGAGAAUCAAGACGAGUGAACAUUCACGCAUGAUACAUACGACUUCAUCUGACACAAAAAAUAACCUUUCGCAUUUUUGUCCGGGAUCAUUGUUUUUGGGAUCACAGCAUAUACACGAGCGCUGGUGUUUAUGGGAGUUUCUGUCACUUUGUCAUUUGUUUUUGGCUUUUUCUAACACUAUGGUCUC
This is a messenger RNA of Aspergillus saccharolyticus JOP 1030-1, 2080 nucleotides long. RefSeq names its product MIP/aquaporin family protein. The coding region runs from base 434 to 1912 and encodes 492 amino acids. Gene Ontology annotation, cellular component: plasma membrane. The record is from RefSeq and is a predicted model, not a curated record. Gene Ontology annotation, biological process: glycerol transmembrane transport; water transport. The transcript has 4 exons. Gene Ontology annotation, molecular function: glycerol channel activity; water channel activity. NCBI's taxonomy places the organism in Eukaryota, Fungi, Ascomycota, Eurotiomycetes, Eurotiales, Aspergillaceae.